Messenger RNA from Salvia miltiorrhiza (redroot sage), 1503 nucleotides. RefSeq lists its product as uncharacterized. Lineage: Eukaryota; Viridiplantae; Streptophyta; Magnoliopsida; Lamiales; Lamiaceae. The record is from RefSeq and is a predicted model, not a curated record. The coding region runs from base 166 to 1254 and encodes 362 amino acids. The transcript is spliced from 6 exons.
AUUUUUUCCUUUUAAAUUCGAGGCUCCUUCCCGCUCACACACUCUUUCCUCCAGUAUAUAAAUACAAAGUAACCUCUCAUUUCUUCUAUUUCUCCAUCUUAAUCUUCGUCAAUUUCACACAACUUCCGCGUUUCUCUCUCUCUUCAUCACUUUUACUCAGAAGAAAUGUCUGCUGUCAUUGAGGAUCCUGCUGCCAAAGACCAAGGAAAAUCGGCCUCGAGGCUUCUCCGAUAUCCGCUCCGAUCUGCUACGAGAUCCAAGGAGGAGAAACCGCCGCUUGCCGACUCCACAAACUCCCACUCCUCCAUUAAAAGGGGAAGGGUUGCCUCAAGUGUGACUAAGAGUGUGAGUGUUCUCGAUCUCUCCGGCAAGGAGAAGUCUGCCAAGCCUCCUAGACGCCUCUCUGUUCCUUCCAAGUCCAACGCCAGCCCUGCUUCCAAGUCUUUUGGAAAUAUCACACCCAUUUCUGAGGCUAGAUCAAAGAGGUCUGCUGUCAACCAAGGAAAGAGCGACACGCCUCUGUCCGAUGUUUCAAAAUCUUCCAAUAGGAAGAAAUUUAACAUGCUAGCAUCAGCAUCUUACUGGCUGACUCAUAUUAAACACUCUGAAACUGCUGGCAAGCACUCCAUCUCUCUUGGCUUCUUCAAGCUUGCUUUGGAGGCUGGAUGUGAGCCUAUACAGAAGAUGAGUGAUGAGCUGAAGUCAUAUGUGCGCAAUCAUGAACUCUUGGGACUCAGAGAAUCUGUCAAAGAACUAUUUGAGGGCUACAAGAUUUCUGAAAACUAUGAGCCCUCGGAUGCAUCUCUAGCCGGCUCUGAAGCACCUGCAGAGGCUAAUCAGUCGUUCGAAGAUGAUGCUCUUAGCUCCUCAUCUUCUAUUACGGAUGCUGAGAAGGUGAAGAAGCCAAAGUCACUGGAUAUAGCUUCUGAUGAGAUUGAGCAAGUCAAGCAAUCCAAUAUUGAAGUUACUCAAAAGGAUGAGACUGUGAAGAAGACCAGAAGAUCAGUGUCCAAGAUUCCUACAAGCUCGAAGCCUGCUUCUGAAGUCAGGGGACGUAGCAUUCAAAGGAAACCUUCGAAACCGACGAAGCAAGAAACUGCAAAAGCUGAUGACAAGGUGAAGAAGCAGGGGAAGAAGAAGCCUGCACAAGUUGUGGAGCCAGUAAACUCUCAGCCAGAGGAAGCUGUUCAAGAAGACAAAGAGAACGUGGCUGCAUCACAGAUAAAGGAGGAGCUGGCUUCAGCAGAAGUGUAGAGAAUAUACUAUUGCUUUGCAAUGACUGAGUAUUUGGUUUGGAUUUUCAAAUUUAGAAGUUUUCUUUUCCUAAUUGUAUAGCGCUACAGAAUUGGUAUGGUGGGCAUUUAUUAAGAUCUGGUGUGGUGUGAAAUUUGUAAUUUUUUGUACCUUGCUGCUCUGGAUUGGUUGUGAUUUUUGCCUGACUUUCUACUUCUCGUAAUGUCAUUUACAUAAAUAGAACUUGGAUAUAUAUAUAUUUUUUUUCAA